Molecule: messenger RNA, 5161 nt
Organism: Pisolithus orientalis
Lineage: Eukaryota; Fungi; Basidiomycota; Agaricomycetes; Boletales; Pisolithaceae
Exons: 41
Coding region: 1-4662 (1553 amino acids)
Biological process (GO): transmembrane transport
Cellular component (GO): fungal-type vacuole; membrane
Molecular function (GO): ABC-type peptide transporter activity; ATP binding; ATP hydrolysis activity
Source: RefSeq, a predicted model, not a curated record
AUGCCCUCUUAUCUCGCGAUCGCGUCUGCAGUGCUUCUGGCCCUCAGUGCAGUUGCUUCUACUUCUCCUGCCCAGGCAUUGCGAAAAUACAUCGCGCGGAUCGUGUGCCCAAGGCAACCAGGCUGCGUGGACAGAGGUCCUGACUUCAGCGAAUGUCCUGAGCAACCCCUCAUCAUAUCCUUGGGAGGUCCCAUUAUAUACGGUUUCAAGUUUGCGAGGUUUCUCGGCUGUCUGGCGUUUCUGGGGCUUUGUAUAGCCUCCUUGUUGAAAUCGUCCGAACAAAGUUCUCCGGCACUCAAAGUUUUGGAUCAACCACAACUCGCAGUCUGCGCAACCGCUGCAUACGCCUCUGUCUUGGGAUUGAUCUCGGUUACGACGAAACUUAACCACAGUCGCGCCGCUUCUGCCCACCUUGUGGUCGUGCUCCUCGCGUUAUUUUCUGUGUAUGCCCACCGGGAUUUGUAUCCCCUGUUAACGUUUACAGAGGAGCCACGGGAUUCGCAAGAGGGCCGCUUACUUUGGGCCAAACUCGUCAUAUUGACGAUGACCAGUAUCGUUUUACCUGUCAUGUGCCCUACUCAGUAUAUUCCUGUUGACCCGAAAUAUCCCUCCGAGUUCCCUCAUCCCGAACAAACAACAUCUUGGUUGUCCUUCUCUCUGUACACUUGGCUAGACCCCAUCGUCUUCAAGGCGCAGCGCGUAACACAUCUGGCCCGUAACCAAUUGCCGCCUCUUGCUGACUACGACUACGCUCGCAAUCUAAGAAAGCAGAGUUUUCCACAUUUGGACCCUUUCGUUGGCGGGGGGAAGCGACAUCUCUUCUUUGGGCUUAUGAGGGUGUUCCGCACCGAGUAUACAAUCAUGACGUUUCUGGUUGUCCUCCGUGUCAUUUCCACACUCGCUGCCCCCGUUAGCAUUAACAAGCUUCUUGAAUAUUUGGAGACUGGUGGCGUAGGUGCCACUAUCCGCCCAUGGGUUUGGAUUGUAGCCAUUUUUGCUGGGCAAUUCUUUGGGUCCAUAAUCUUCCAGUGGUAUAUAUUCCUGACUACCCGUUCGAUUGUUCGCGCCGAAUGCAUUAUUACGCAACUCGUGUUCGAACAUGCUUUGAGGAUUCGCAUGAAAGCUGAACUUCCGGAUACUGACAAAGGCUCUGCUGAUUCCACAGUAACUACUCCAGAUAGCGCUUCCGUUUCGGAGUCUGCUACUGCUGUGGAGAGUAGCCGUGAAGGCAGCCCUGACGAGGGUCGAUCCUCUACGACUGACGUAGCGGCGUCAGUGACGAAUGGAAAGCCACAGUCCGAAGGCAAACGAGGAGAUACCGGUGGCGAGAAGUCUGCAUCGAGUACGGAAAAUUUCGUUGGCAAGAUCAACAACCUCAUUACCACCGAUCUGGGCAACAUCACAGACGGACGUGAUUUCCUCCUUUUCUUUCCCUAUGUACCUUUGCAACUGGUCUUAUGUACUUGGUUCCUAUACCAUAUUUUGGAUUGGAGUGCUUUCGUUGGUCUUGCUGUCAUGGUUCUGUUGUUCCCUCUGCCUGGCAUGGUAGCUAAAAAGAUACAGAGUGUCCAGCGGACUAAAAUGGAAAAGACCGAUGCGAGAGUGCAGACUGUCACCGAAACUAUGAAUGCAUUACGUAUGAUCAAACUCUUCGGUUGGGAGAAGAAAAUGAACGAACGCAUUUGCGAAAAACGAGAGAUUGAGCUCGUGUGGACAUGGAAGUACCGACUUUUGGACCUCGCCAACAAUACCUUGAAUUUCGUUAUUCCUUUGUUCACCAUGAUGGCCUGUUAUACAACAUACACUGUUGUCAUGGGAAAGCAAUUAACCGCAUCACGGGUCUUCUCUUCUAUGACAGUUUUUGACAUUAUGAGAGGCCAACUCGCCAUGAUAUUCUGGAUGUUACCCCCCAUCAUACAAGCUAAGGUCUCACUCGGUCGUAUCAAUGACUUCCUCAAUAACACCGAGCUUCUGGAUGAAUACGCUUCCCACGGAGAAGACCAGCCCCAGAUAUUCCCAGCUGAGAUCAGGGACGAAAAUUCAGAAGUCAUAGGUUUCCGAGACGCGAUUUUCACCUGGUCGAAUGAAUCAAACGGGACAUUGACACAGAGUAGGCGCAAGUUCAAGCUGCGGACCGGCAGCGAGGUCCUUUUCAAGCGAGGUUGCAUGAAUAUCGUUGUUGGGCCGACAGGUUCAGGGAAGACCUCAUUACUCAUGGCUUUGCUUGGCGAAAUGCAUUUCGUGCCUUCCAGUCCCAAUUCAUGGUAUAAUCUUCCACGAAAGGGGGGUGUAGCUUACGCCCCUCAGGAGUCAUGGGUGCAGAAUGAAACUAUCAGAGAUAAUAUCCUUUUCGGAGCGCCUUACAAUGAAGCACGCUAUAAAAAAGUCAUUUAUCAAUGUGCACUCGAGCGUGAUUUGGAGCUCUUCGAAGCCGGCGAUUGCACCGAAGUGGGUGAAAAGGGGCUCACAUUGAGUGGCGGCCAGAAGGCGAGGGUCACGCUUGCUCGAGCUAUCUACAGUAACGCAGAAAUUCUGCUUUUGGACGAUGUUCUAGCUGCGUUGGACGUUCACACGUCUAAGUGGAUUGUUGGGAAGUGUUUUGCUGGUGACCUGGUUAAAAAUCGCACAAUCAUUCUUGUGACUCACAACGUAGCCAUGGUCAGCCCGGUGGCGCAAUUUGUGGUGUCGCUCGCUUCGAAUGGUCGCAUUGCUAGCCAAGGAACUCUUUCGGAGGCAAUCGCCACAGAUGACAAACUGGCUGCGGAAGUUGCAAAGGAGCAGAAAGGUUUGGAAAUAGAAGAGGAAGUUAUCGUCAGCGCUGAGCAGGCGCCGCCGAAGAAAGGAGAAGGAAAACUCGUCUUGGAAGAGGAAAUUCUGGAAGGACGCGUUUCUUGGUCUGCGCUAAAACUCUAUUUCGCCGGUCUCGGUGGAGGUCAUACCAUGCUGUUCUGGUUCGCGUUUCUGUUCUUGAUGUCAGCAACUGAAGUUGUAGGCGUAGUGCAAACUUGGUUCCUUGGCUACUGGGCUUCACAGUAUGAGUACAGGUUGCCAUCCGAGGUGGAUGUCAAAUUCUACUUGUCUGUGUACGGCGCCCUUCUUCUGCUUGGCUGUUGCUUGUAUAUCCCUGGGUUCAUACUGUACUACCGGGGCACGUUGAGGGCAUCGCGGGCAAUCCACAAGAAACUCGUUGAAGCUAUUUUGGGUACCACGUUAAGAUGGCUUGACACUACGCCCACUUCGCGCGUCAUUACUCGCUGUACACAAGACAUUCGCGCAACCGAUGGACCCUUUGCUCAGGAACUUUCGUGGGUCGUGGAACUCACCAUCAGCCUCCUAUUCAAGCUUGGUGCAGUCGUUCUCUUUACCCCUUUAUUCCUUCUGCCAGGGGUACUUGUGGGCGUUGUCGGUACAUGGGUUGGCCGGAUUUACAUGAAAGCUCAACUGUCGGUGAAACGGGAGAUGAGCAAUGCGAAGGCGCCCGUUCUUGGCCAUUUCGGCGCGGCUAUUGCAGGAUUGACGUCCAUUCGAGCUUAUGGAGCGCAAGAUGCUUUCAGGCUUCAGUCUCUGGACCGUAUUGAUUGCUACUCGAGGUCGGCACGCAUGUUCUACAACUUAAACCGAUGGGUUUGCAUCCGUAUCGAUUUCAUCGGUGGACUGUUUACUAGCGCUCUUGCAGCCUACCUUGUUUACAGGGCGCACUUCCGAAGCUGGCAACGUCGGUUUCUCUCUGAACAUGGCUGCUCCAUGAUAUUGUUCUGGGUCCGCAUCUUGAACAAUGCUGAGGUAGACGGCAACAGCGUUGAGCGUAUCAACAGCUACAUCAACAUAGAGCAAGAACCCAAGCCAAUCGAGGGAGGACAGCCUCCAGCCCACUGGCCUACAGGUGGUGACCUCACCGUCGAAAUGCUCUCUGCUCGCUACUCGGGUGAUGGCCCGAAAGUCUUGCACGACCUGUCUUUCCAUGUUAAAUCAGGAGAGAGAGUUGGUAUUGUUGGGAGGACGGGAAGUGGAAAGAGUUCGCUAACCCUGUCGCUAUUACGUUGUAUCCCAACCGAAGGAAAUGUUUACUACAACGGGAUCCCUACGAGCGGUAUUAACCUUGAUGCCCUUCGCUCUAACAUCACGAUCAUCCCUCAGAUCCCCGAACUACUGAGCGGAACCCUUCGCCAGAAUCUCGAUCCGUUCGACCAGCAUGACGAUGCCACCCUUAACAAUGCACUGCGCUCGGCUGGCCUCUUCGCCAUCCAAGAUGAUUUGGACGAUGGUAGACUGACUCUUGAUAGUGCCAUCGCAGGGGGUGGUAGCAACCUUUCCGUUGGCCAGCGUCAGAUCAUUGCGCUUGCACGAGCCAUGGUCAGAGGAAGCAAGUUGCUUAUACUGGAUGAAGCGACGUCUGCCAUAGAUUACAAGACAGACACGGCGAUCCAAACUUCUCUCCGGCAUGAGAUGCGGAACGUUACCCAGCUGAUCAUUGCGCAUCGUCUGCAGACUAUCAUGGACGCUGACAAAAUUAUGGUACUUGACGCGGGAAGAAUUGUCGAGUUUGGGAGUCCCAAAGAACUACUUCAGAACGAGCGGGGAAGUUUUCGUGCCCUCGUCGAUCAGAGCGGCGACGAAGAUGUACUGUAUGCCAUGGCAGAUGGGGAGGAAACGACCACUUAAAUCCCAGAAGGAACUUAAGAGAAUACUUUGAACGUAGAAAUAUUUCAAGGGCAGAUUGUAUUUACUCAUAAAUAGACAUUCGCCAACCUAGUGAUUGUGAAUGUCGUUCAUGUGUCAUGGUGUAAUUGCUCCAGGCUUGGCACCAAAGAGCUCGCGCUUGCUCAGUCGAUGGUUAACGACAAGCCUCCCGAUGGAAGAACUUGGACAAUUAAGCUGGAUGCCUGUCAGUCGACGAAAUCUUCGUGCACUAGUAGUGCUCUUACUGCUCGAGGUUAUCCACGACGAAAUCGGGCUUCUCGUCACCGGCCCGAGUCUCUAAGAAUUCACGGGUAUGAUUGGUGCAAACUGCAAGCGUAGCAGCACCGGCCCUCCGUCCUGCGGUGAGACCUGAUGGAGCAUCUUCGAUGACAAGACCUGCAAGAUCCCAUCGGUCAGUCAACAGCCCCAUAAACUCGGAGAGAAGACCCGGCAACAUUUAGUAAUGAAAUCAUCCUCGCUG